UUUUUUUUUUUGGCCAGAAGAAAACAUAAGACCAUAAGGCGGAAGUUUAAAUACUCAUUAACUCUAAAAUCAUAACAUCUCAUAGACCAUAAACCUAAUUAAUCAUAUGUCUACAUGGCCCAAAACCCUUAAUCCUAGAUGUUAAAUUAUUCUUAACAAGACUUAAGUACCCCUAAUUAAAUUCUAUGAGUAGGAAAGUAAUAGUAAACAGAAUUAACUGAUGGCCAACAAAAAACAGAAUUAACUAAAAACAUAAAAUUAAUCCUAAACCCUACAAUUACAUUAAAACUGAAAAAUAACCCCAAAUAAUUAGAAUUACAUAAUAACCUACAAGAACACUUCUGACCUUCAACCCCAAAUCAUUGUUGUUACCACACUCUACCUAGCUAGUAUACAAAGCAGUUGUAUUCCUUGCGUCAUUGCCUAGAAGGUGGGUGUUGAUUCCCAACUGGGUUGGGUCCAGAUGCACUUUUACGGUUCCUCUUCAUUGCAGCCUGUUCUUCCACCAUUGCAAAGACACAAGGAGUCAUGUUUAAACCAUAAAUACACUAUGUUUGGUACUUACCCAAGUAGGCAACUCAUUUCUGCUCUCUGCCCUUGAUGUUAGCCUUCUGGGUCUUAGGUUUGAAUGAACUGUUUGUCAGGAAAUGGGAAACGGCAUCAGAACUCUCAAAACACAAUAAAAAGUCAAGUCUUCUUUCUCUCCCCUAAUGAUAUCAUGCUUGUUAAAUACCAUUUUCAACCCUAGUUAUGCACCCAUUGUUUGUCUUGGAUGCUUUGUUGUCUUUGUUCUUUAUUCCUUUGUUUCUCAUGAUAUUGUUAUUACUGAUUAUCCAAAAUUUCUAGUUUUUUUUCUCAAUCUAAGUAUGUGAUUGCUAAAAAGGGUUUGAAACUAGUUGGCUGCAUAUGUGUGUAAUAUGAACGCAGGUAAGCUUGUGUCUUUUGUGCAUGUGUAUGUGUGUGUGUGUGAGAGAGAGAGAGAGAGAGAGAGAGAGGAUUGCCUGAAUCAGUAGCCUGAACAUUGAUUUUCUGGAAGUCUUGAGGUUGAGAAACUGCUAGCAGGAGCCAUGCUAGGAGAAGAAAGAGUAGAACUUGGCCUUUCAUCUUAGGCAGGAGAAUGUGCAUUCUGCGUGCUUUGUUGUGCAGGAGUGCUUUUACAUGCAUGGAGAAGCAUUUUUAUCAGGACAUUCACAAUAAAUCAUCAUGUAACCAGAGGUAAUAUCUAACUUUACUGCUUAAUCUUGCUGCAAGUUCAUUGGCAGUACCUGCAGAUGCUUGUUCAUUGAUCAUUACAUGCUUCAACUGUUCUAUAGUUGCUCUUUUGCAUCAAGUAGGUUCAUUUAUACAUAUUCUGACGCAUCCAUUCCGUCAUGAGGAGUCAGAGAAGCAAAGCAACUCUUGUCUAGAAGGGUUACAGAAAUGAAAAUUUAAUAGAUUUAAAAUUUAUUAAAGCUACGGUUAUAUAGGAAGCUAAAUGAUUAACAUUCUGACCCGAACGGGCUAUUAUUCAUAUCAUUAAAAAGUCAAAACCAUGUAUGAUUGUUACUUCGUUUGGCUGCAUAUGCAUCGAUUUUUAUAAUG
This is a messenger RNA of Rubroshorea leprosula, 1581 nucleotides long. NCBI's taxonomy places the organism in Eukaryota, Viridiplantae, Streptophyta, Magnoliopsida, Malvales, Dipterocarpaceae. The record is from the annotation of a GenBank genome assembly.